CUGCGGCCGCGCUGCUUCGUCUACGAUUUCGACACGACGGAGAAGCAGCUGGGGUCCCGCGGCGCCGUCGCGCGGCUCGAGGCCGUCGUCGACCUGCUCUCGGCCGUCGCGACGCGCCACGACGAGCUCGUGCUCCGCGUGACGUCUCCCGGGGGCAGCGUGUCGGACUUCGGCCUCGCGGCGAGCCUGGUGUUGCGGCUGCGCAGGACGACGGGGGUCGGCGUCACGGCGGCCGUCGACGUCGUCGCCGCGUCGGGGGGCUACAUGCUCGCGGUCUGCAGCGACCGCGUCGUCGCGGCGCCGUUCGCCUUCGUCGGCUCCGUCGGCGUGAUCACCAUGAUCCCGAACUUCCACCGGGUGCUCGACCGGGAGAAGAUCGACUUCCUCCAGUUCACGGCCGGCAGGUACAAGCGCACGGUGACGCCGGUCACGGAGGCGACGGACGAGGCCAAGGCGAAGCUCCAGAGCGAACUGGAGGAGAUCCACGGCGCCUUCAAGGACCUCGUCGCGACGAACCGCGCGGACAGCGACAUCGAGGAUGUGGCGACCGGGGAAGCCUGGAUCGCCAGCCUCGCGCCCCCGGGCGUCGUCGACGAUUUGAUGACGAGCGGCGAGCUCCUGCGGGAGAAGAUGGCGACCCAGGACGUCGUGCUCGUCAAGCCCGCGCGCGAGCGGCCGAGGUCGCUCCUCGAGGCGCUCAACGCCGCCGUCCUCGGCGGCCUCGGCCUCGCGGCGCCCGCGUCCCCCCACGAGCGCGUCCACGCCGCCGCCGCGCCCUAA
Molecule: messenger RNA, 780 nt
Organism: Aureococcus anophagefferens
Lineage: Eukaryota; Pelagophyceae; Pelagomonadales; Pelagomonadaceae
Exons: 1
Biological process (GO): proteolysis
Cellular component (GO): plasma membrane
Molecular function (GO): serine-type endopeptidase activity
Source: RefSeq, a predicted model, not a curated record